AAAUCAAUUUAAAUCAAGUCUCUGAACUACACGUGGAGUUAACAUUUCAUUAUACUUGAGUAUAUACUACUUGCUCCUCUGUUUUAGGUUCUGCGUUCAUAAAUCUCUCUGUUUUCAGUCCAAUUAAAGAAACCGAUCAAAAUGGCAUCUGUUUCUUUCUUGAACCAAUUCCCAUGCAAGACCCUCUCAGUACCCCAAUCCAUUUCUAAGCCAGCAAAUUUCGCGCCGAAUUCAGUCAAAAUCGGCCCGAAACGAAUCGGGAAAUCAUGCAUUCGGGCUUGGGAGUUCGUCCAAGAGCGACCGAGUUUCCGGGUCCGGGCGGCGAAAGAUGACGAGUUGAGCCCGGAGAAGGAGGAGGGUCCAUCUGCGGCAGGGUCUUCGGUGGGGGCGGCGGUGGUGGAGGAGGUGGAAAAGCUGGCGGGGCCAAGCGAUGUUGAUAAGCUGAAGAAGCCGCUGGUGGACUCGUUCUGCGGGACGGAUCGGGGGCUGAAAGCGACGAGAGAGACAAGAGCGGAGAUCGUGGAGCGCAUCACGCAGCUGGAGGCGAAGAAUCCAACACCGGCGCCGACUGAGGCCUUGGCUCUGCUCAAUGGCAAAUGGAUUCUCAAGUACACAUCUUCUGAAGGAUUGUUCCCAUUGUUGUCAGGGAGUAUACUGCCCUUACUAACGGUGGAGGAAAUAUCACAGACAAUUUACUCAGAGAAUUCUACCGUCCAGAACUGUGUCACGUUUUCUGGGCCAUUGGCUACAGCUUCAGUUAAAACCAAUUCCAAGUUUGACGUUCGAAGUCCAAAGAGUAUGCAGAUCAAGUUGGAAGAAGGCAUAAUUGGGACUCCCCAAUUGAUUGACUCGAUAGAGAUACCAGAAGAUGUGGAAUUUUUGGGACAAAAGAUUGACCUCACACCCUUCAAGGGCUUGAUCAACUCUAUUCAAGAGACAGCUUCAUCCGUUGCGAAGACCAUUUCCAGCCAACCACCAGUGAAGUUCCCUAUCCCAAACAGCAAGGAUGGAUCAUGGUUGCUUACCACAUACCUUGAUGAAGAACUUCGAAUUUCAAGGGGAGAGGGUGGCAGCGUCUUCGUGCUCAUCAAGGAAGGCAGCCCCCUCCUAACGCCAUGAGCAAACUCAAAUGUUCUUAUAAUUACCAUCCUGCUUCUCAAAAUACACUAUACGUAGUAAACCUACGGUGAUAUAUGCAAUAAACUAGAUCUGUAAUUCUGUGUUUUUAGAGAUGAAACGGUGGAUCUAUAAUUUAAAUUGA
Messenger RNA from Corylus avellana, 1261 nucleotides. NCBI's taxonomy places the organism in Eukaryota, Viridiplantae, Streptophyta, Magnoliopsida, Fagales, Betulaceae. The record is from RefSeq and is a predicted model, not a curated record.